AUGGGCUAUCAUGAUAUAGACACCGGUCGAUUAAUUGACGAAGUGCGAUCAAGAAAAUGUUUAUGGGACGCUUCGGACCCAUUAUAUCGAAAUAAAGAUGCGCGUAACAAAGCCUGGGAUGACAUCGUCGUCGCACUUUUCGAAAACGUUUCAUCAGAAGAAAUACAACAUUUAGGAAAAAGUAUUCAACAACGAUGGAAGACAGUCAGGGAUGCUUUCUUUAGAUCAAAGGCAGUUAUGAAAAACACACCAUCCGAAAAUUCUCAAAAUACCGAAUCUAGUGCUGAUAACAAUAUAUCUGCAUCUAUUAACAAUGAUGCGAUGCCAUCUUCUUCAAACGUUUCACAAGACGUACAAGGCCAAACUAGUACAGCAUCAUCGGAAAAUCCAUGGGAUAAAAAAAGAAAAAACCGACCUCGCCAAUCCAGUCAGGAAAGUUUCGAAUUUGAAAAAGGAUUAUUAAAUCUUCUUGCAAGUCUAACGGCAGAUAUAGCAAGUGAUGAUUUGUCUUUUUUUUUCCUCUUGAGGACCAAUUUUAAAAACCUUUGA
This is a messenger RNA of Parnassius apollo (apollo), 549 nucleotides long. Lineage: Eukaryota; Metazoa; Arthropoda; Insecta; Lepidoptera; Papilionidae. The record is from the annotation of a GenBank genome assembly.